Molecule: messenger RNA, 1457 nt
Organism: Ipomoea triloba (trilobed morning glory)
Lineage: Eukaryota; Viridiplantae; Streptophyta; Magnoliopsida; Solanales; Convolvulaceae
Exons: 2
Coding region: 182-952 (256 amino acids)
Source: RefSeq, a predicted model, not a curated record
UGUGGUGUAGAGAGACAGUGUUAAGGGGAAAGCUCCUGAGCAGGAUGAGAGUGCUCCAAGUAAGAAGCAUGAAAGGAAGAACAAGAAGGUAGAUGACUCGGUUAUACCUUACAACCUGUUACCAUACCCACAGAGGUUGUGGAAAUCAAAGGAGUCUGAUAGAGAGAGCAAGUUCCAUAAGAUGUUGGAUAAGCUGGAGAUCUCCAUGCCUUUUGUUGAAGCAAUCACUCAGAUUCCAUCGUACAAGAAGUUUCUGAAGAAUAUUUUAGGCAAUAAGAAAAAGCCAGAGAAGAGUGCGGUGGUGGAUCUGAGUGAAGGAGCCUUGACCUGUGCAGUUCUUCAACAUAAACUUCCUCCUAAGCUGAAAGAUCCAGGUAGUUUUUCCAUCCCUUGCAUCAUUGGUGGAUUUGUAGUUGGUGGUGCUCUGUGUGAUCUGGGUGCCAGUGUUAGUCUUAUGCCAUAUUCUUUAUGUAAGAGACUCAACCUGAGAACACCAAAACCCACUUCCAUGACCUUACAGAUGGCGGAUCGCUCCAUAAAGCGUCCGGUGGGAGUUCUAGAGGAUGUCCCGGUCAUGAUUGAUCAGUAUUUUAUACCGGGGGAUUUUGUUGUACUGGAUAUAGAGGAGGAUGCCAAGGUUCCUAUUAUACUUGGCAGACUUUUUCUAGCUACUGCUGGUGCACUUAUUGAUGUGAGAAGAGGAAAACUCGUGAUGGAAGUGGCAGAGAACAAGAUUGAAUUUGACAUAUUCAAAAUGGCGAAGCACCAGCCCUCAUAUGUUAAUGAGUGUUACUUGAUAGAAGGGCUGGGUGAGGGCACUGUUGAGAAUAGAAAGAUUGAGUUAGGGGAUUUGCAUGUUUCCCUAUUGAUCCUGGACCCCUUGAACUGUCAAGUGUGCUUAAACAAAAGAAAAAGUUCUCUGGUUCUAGUGGUUUCUACAAAAGAUGGAUGAGGGAGCUGUCUAAGUUCAAAAGGCCACCGGAUCGCGUGGUCCACAAUCCCACCUGAUAUCCAUGAGGUUGAGUCAAGCUGACGACAAUAAACUUAGCGCUUCAUGGGAGGCACCCCAUGUUAUCCUUUACUUUUUGCACUUUAUUUUACUGCACUUUUCUUUACAAUUUUAGUUCGGAGUAGAUUAGGAUUUUUCUUUGUUUACAGGGUGUUCUCUGGGGUUGUUUUGGUGUGAGAUUUGCUUUCUUUUACCUUUGAGAGAGUGGGUAAUGGUUAGAUUUGAAGAGGUUAGGUGUUGCAACAUGUCAAAAUUGCUCUAGGACUAACUUGCAGGUGAAACCGAGCUUGGGCGCGAAAAAGGGACAAAACUGCGCAAGGCAGAGCCUGGAUCACGGCCAUUGUCACGGUCGUGACCCAGGCCGUGAUGCCGAGGCGUCGUUUUUUCGACAAACAGAGCGAAACAGGGCUCGGGGUCACGGGCCACCUCCCGGUCGUGACCCAGGCCG